This is a messenger RNA of Dermacentor silvarum, 4075 nucleotides long. RefSeq names its product serine-protein kinase ATM-like. The transcript has 7 exons. The record is from RefSeq and is a predicted model, not a curated record. Lineage: Eukaryota; Metazoa; Arthropoda; Arachnida; Ixodida; Ixodidae. Gene Ontology annotation, molecular function: protein serine/threonine kinase activity; protein binding. The coding region runs from base 1 to 765 and encodes 254 amino acids. Gene Ontology annotation, biological process: DNA damage response.
AUGGUUCCAACAAACAACCAGUACCUAAAGACUUCAUUGAUAGAGGUGCACAAAGGUUCCCCAGAGGAGCGCCUGCACGUCUACCAAGAAGUGUGCAGCCACUUCCACCCAGUGUUCCGGUAUUUUUUUUUCGAGCAAUUCCCAGAGCCCAGCCGUUGGUUUGAGCGACGCCGGGCAUACAUCCACAGUGUGGCCACAGGAUCCAUAGUCGGCUAUGUGUUGGGGCUGGGAGACCGACAUUGUGCCAACAUUCUCGUUGACAAGCACUCGGCUGAACUGAUUCACAUUGACCUUGGUGUUGCAUUUGAACAAGGCCGUGUGCUCAACACACCGGAGACGGUGCCGUUCCGCCUGACUAGAGAUGUUGUGGAUGGUAUGGGCAUCUGUGGUGUGGAAGGAACAUUCCGUAGAUGCUGCGAGCGCACCAUGGAGGUGAUGCGUGCCUCCCGAGAGCUGCUGGUGACGGUGGUGGAGGUCCUGCUGCACGACCCGCUCUCCUCGUGGACCUUGAGCCCCGAACGUGUGGCAGCAUUGCAGGCUGACGGCGACGCCCUCCCCCCUCAGCGCCCAUCCCCAGAGUUGCCCUACAUGCAAGGGGACAAUCGGCUGGCGCGGCGCAUGCUCCUGCGGCUGGAGCAAAAGCUGCGAGGCCUGGAGGAGGGCGCGCCCUUGAGCGUAGCAGGACAGGUGAACCUGCUCAUCCAGCAGGCCAGGGACCCACACAACCUGAGCCGCCUGUUUCCUGGCUGGCAGCCCUACGUCUGAGCAUCAGGGACAGCUCCCAUUGUGGAAGUUCCAGCUGCACAUUUCACUACCUCGAGGUUGUCCCAGGGCUGCCAUCAUCAUCAGCUGCUGCUGACUUGAGCUCACUUGAACAAUGGUGGCUACACUGCCAGCUGUGCCAUCCACUGUGGAAACCAACCUGCCUGUUGCUUAGCCCAAUUGUAGUGGUGGCCAUAUUGGAAAGUGACCUGACAUGUUCUGUACUUAUUGAAACAGUUGAAAUAAGAAAGUGUUUAUGGGUGCCUAAAGUUAAGUGAAUACUGUGAAUAUCUGGAGCAGGUUCUUUGGUUUCUUUCUUUUUUUUUGUAUGUAUUGCGAAUUCAGUAGCUUGGGAAAGCACCUUGCAAAUUAUACUAUACUACAUUCAAAAGUAAGCAGUGAAUGGUUUUUUAUAGCUAUUGCACAUCACAAGCUUUGGUACAGAGUGAAUUUCGAGAUGCUAGGAAAGUAUUGUGCUACAGGAGGGGCCAGGGCGGUGUAAAGCCACUCUGUUUCCCGAGGAAGGCCUUGUGCACUGUGGUGAUGCAUGUUUGUGCUGUCAGCAUGAUAUGAGAACCCCUAAAAUAUUGCCGCCCUGUUUACUGUAGUUGAUGAUCUGCCACCAUAAUACGCAGCAUGCAUGUGCAAGUUGUCACACAAGGGUUUAAUGUGCCUUGCCAUGUAAGUUAAAGCACUGGAUGUGGUCAUGUUCCCAAUAUGUUUUGUUUAGCUGUAAUUCUCUCUUCUUUAAAAUCUGUUGGGUGCCUCUUCACAUUACAUUUGUCACUUAUAUGUAUUCAUGCAAAUAUGAUAUGCACUGACUGUAAUAUCUCUUUUCGUUAAUUCAUGCUCAACAGAGUUGUGUGCCACCAGGGAGUGGAUGUGAUUCCGAUGAGGCAAUUCUUCUGAUGUCUGCGUUUAUUUGUUCAGUUGUGUGUUAUGUUCUCAUGUAGUGGUAGCGGCCAUUGUUACCACUUUCAGCCGUGCCAUAGCACUCUUCUUUAAUGCACUUUGAUCUGGCUUCAGACAUCAGACAACCAAGUCAAGGAGUGGUGGAUGUUCUAGUUUCUCCUUGCAACAUACUUGUUGAGGCACUGCUGAAAAAAAAAAAAAAAAAAAGCUCAGCCUUCGCCAGGAUAUUGUGUUGUGCAAGGUCACCAUCUCAUGAUUGUUUGUAAUGUUGGUGUUGGUAUCAAUGGUAUUGCACUUGUAACACGAAGUACCCUUGUGAAUUUUAUUCCCUUCAACUUCCAAGAACUUGGCCACCUGUGUAAGGUUUAGGGCAUGAUGUCGCCUUCUAUUCCUACCCUGCCAAAAUUUCUGUCAUUCACACCCUUGCUUCUUCGAGGCCUCGUUUUCCCAGACAGUCACUUGGCAGCUGGAACCGAGUGUUACACUAUUGUUGCAGCACCAUAAUCUGCAAGUCAGUUCAGGUCUGAAAGUUUGUGGUAAAUGUUUGAACUGCACAGUAUGUUGCUCAUGCAUAGAGUCUCACAAGUUGCUGCAUUUAGUUUUUGCACUUACUGUUAUAAUCUCAGCUGCUUGCUGCCAGAAGGAAACCAUUUGUUUACUGCACUUGAGGUCACAAAACUUUAGAAAUGCCUCGAACUAUUUAUUUAUUUCAAGUGAACUUUCCUAUUGUGCAUUUGUUUACAAAACCGUUCUUUCUGUUAUAUUCAUUAAGGUCAACAAUGUGAUCAUUUCAUGCCUGCUUAAGGGGGUCCUGAACCACCCCUCGAGCUAGGUUAAAAAACACUUUCCACAGAUAGCACAUACUGAACAUCUCAAACAAAUUUUGCACUUGUGCACGGGGUGUUAGGCUCGCAGGCGGAGUGCAGAUUCCCCUUUUUCUCAAACACUCUCUCUUCAGUAAAAGCCUUCGUCUCAAAGGUGCUGCUGGCGGCUUCCAUAUUUCGUCAUAUAGCAGAUUCUCAUACAUGGCUGCUAUCGGCCGAGAUCAAUCAUGAUGCGUGAGCCAACUGUCGUCUGCUCAUACUCAGUUGCGCCUGCCCAUGUAGGAAUGAAACCUUGCUUAUUGGGUGUCGUUGCCAUCAACUCUCACUAAUUUUGAUUAGUGUGGAGCACUCGACUAGCGUUGAACUAUGCGAAUGGGGGGAAAGGUAAAUAUGGUGCUUGAAGUAUUGGCGCUCGAACUAGGUCUUACUGAAAAAUUAUUUCACUUAAGUAUUCCUAGGGGGUACCAUACUCGUUCGAAGAUAUUUUCGAGACUUCAAAGAAAUGUGGUUCAGGGCCCCUUUAACAUGCUUUGGCUUAUCAGUUAUCAUUAUGUUUCACUCGUAACGCUCAACUUAUUUUGUUUUUUAUGUGCAGCAUGUUAUUUGCUUGGCUCACUGUGCACUUUACUUCAAUCUGUUUAUUUGCCAUAGUGACAGAUUUUGUCCGGUGGUUUCUUUUCUGUUUUGUCUAACAUUGCAGGGGAUACAGGUCCUACAACUACCUCAAGAGCAUUUUAUUCAGUGCAGGUUUCAGUAUGAUGUCAUCAAGCUAAGGCUCAUGUGUGCUUUUUUUACCUGGUUUAGUCGGUUUCAUUUUUGAUUCCAGUUUAUACACAGUUCUUGCACUGUAGCAUUGUGCUAAGUUACAUUAUUCUCAGGUUUCCUAUAGCUCCGAAAGUUUGCACCUACCUCCAUAGUGUACUUGUUCUAACCUUGUUAUUAUAGGGGCAGAAAACAAACAGAACACUUGUGCUCAUGCCUCUGAUAAAUGGGAUACACACUGUGUGGGAGCAGGCUCUUCAAUGCACUCAGGUAUUCAUUUCAAUACAUUUUCUCAGGAGAGGUCUUAUAGGUAGCCAUAUUUUUUUAAUAUCUUUGGUAACAACUUUUCCCUAUAUAACAUGAAAUGGGAUAUGUCAAUGAAUAUGCCUUGUCUAACACAUGUGCAUGACAAGCCUGUACAUGCACUGAUGUUGGUUGUGUUUGUUGGUGUUCACACACUAUGUAGUAAGCAUUUCCCAUGGACGAAUGCACAAUCAUGACACUUUGCACAAAAGUGCUUUCAAAUGUCUUGCCACUACCAUGGCUUUCGCAUGAGACCUACAGUAGUAUAAGCAAAAGGUCAACUAGUGCAUGAUUCAUACUUUGUUCUGUGGGCACAAUGACUAGUGAUAACUGCUACGGCUACACUGUGCUUGCAUUAGCAGUUUAAAAUGUGAGCACUAAAAUGCUGCUCUUUCAUACAACUUGUUGUUUGAACUUUUGUACAUUUUUCUUUUUGCAACCGACUCUUCAGUUAUGCACACUAUAUACAGCAUAAGUGCCCCGUGAGCUGUCUCAAUAAAGGUUUUCUGACA